Molecule: messenger RNA, 4046 nt
Organism: Thunnus maccoyii (southern bluefin tuna)
Lineage: Eukaryota; Metazoa; Chordata; Actinopteri; Scombriformes; Scombridae
Exons: 33
Coding region: 262-3735 (1157 amino acids)
Biological process (GO): protein phosphorylation
Molecular function (GO): ATP binding; double-stranded RNA binding; protein kinase activity
Source: RefSeq, a predicted model, not a curated record
ACCAGGUAAUUUUGCGGUUGUCUGACAUGCGCAGUAACGACCCGGCUACCAAUGCGUUUGAGUUGUUUUCAGUUUCGAUAGUGUGGACGUGAAUGACUUACGGGGAAAUCGAGACUUAUUGGUAUUACUCAGCGGAAUGGGAAGAGAGCACAGCAGAGUGAAGCUGGAAGAGGAAAAGAGAGAACCACUGCGAACUUUGUGCCAUUUUUAUCACAGUUGUAUGUAAUUUGAGCUCAAAUUCCGACUGAUUGGACAUAUUUGAUGGCGUCUGGAAACUACGUAGCUAUUUUACACAACUAUGCACAGAAAUCAAGCUCAGUGCUGCGAUUUGAGGACCUCGGUUCUGUUGGCCCUCCCCAUGACAGCGUAUUUACCCAGAGGGUAGUCCUUAAUGACACAGUCUAUCCUGAGGGUGUGGGGAAGACCAAGAAGGAAGCCAAACAAAAUGCAGCUGAAAAUGCGCUGAAAUCCUUGAACAAACAACAGGAUCCAGUUGACUCAACUGCAGAUGCAAAUUACAACUGUGCAUCAGGUCAACAAAAGGAGGAUCUAAAUCAACAUGUUUUGGACAUGUGUAAUAAGACAAGAGGCCUGAGUGUGAACUCUGAAGAUAAAAGCUUUCAAGAGACAAAUUUCAUAGGAAUUAUCAACAACUACUGUCAGAAAACAAACCGCUCCCAUACAUUCACUGCGAAGGGGAGAUCUGGCCCACCUCAUAAGCCUCGAUUUUUCUACAACUUGAUGAUUGACAAAAAGGAAUACCCUGUGGGUGAGGGUAAGACUGCCAAGGAAGCCAAACAAAAGGCAGCUCAGUUGGCCUGGACUGCUCUUCAAGAACAGUCCGACUAUGACAGCAAGGUGUCUGUCAAGUCAACGGUGUCCGAGGAUGAGUUUUCAACACCAUCAUCUACAAUGGAAUCCCAGGAACCAUCAUCACAAAGCAUGCCAAUGAGUACAAGUGACUCAAUAAUAUUCUUCAAUUCAUCAAGCCCUUCCAAUGCUCAGAUGUCCUCCAGGUCAACUGCUUCUGAAAGUGAUGCAUCAAGCAAGUGGUCAACACCAACUUCAUUCAUGUCAACGGGUACAAGUGACUCCAUAUCAUCUAGUGAUUCAUCAAACCCUUCCAAGGAUCAGGUCAAAGACAAGAACAGUGGAGGAAGUCUGAAUGAGACAUCAAUCCAGCCAAGGUUUAAACCAGAUUUUGAUAUCAUAAAAUGUCUUGGCCAUGGGGCCUUUGGUUGUGUGUUCAAAGCAAGACAUAAACUGCCGAAAAAGGAUUAUGCUGUAAAAGUUGUCCAAUGGGAAGCAAAAUGUCUUCGAGAGGUGGCGGCAUUAUCAGACCUCCACCACCCAAAUAUUGUUCGAUACCACACAGUUUGGGUGGAGAAGUCUGGAUACAAAUGGGAUGACGACACUGAUCAUUACAGACCUGUUGAAAAAGUUAAUUCAUUGUUCCUCUAUAUUCAAAUGGAGAUAUGUGAUGACAAAACACUAAAGCACUGGAUUGAUGAGAAGAACACUCAGUCCCUGCAAGACUCCAAGAGAAGAGAAGAAAGUCUAAGCAUUACUCAGCAAAUAGUCAGUGGUGUUGGAUACAUUCACUCCAAGAUGCUCAUCCACAGGGACCUCAAGCCUGCAAACAUCAUGUUUGGACCCGAUGGAGAAGUGAAGAUUGGGGACUUUGGUCUGGUCACCAAAGAUAAUGAUGACGAUGCUAUGAUAGAGAGAACAGCGUACAGAGGAACUCCACCUUACAUGGCUCCUGAACAAAGGAAGGAGACAACCUAUGACCGAAAAGUGGACAUAUUUGCUUUGGGGUUGAUUUACUUUGAACUCCUUUGGAAAUUCUCUACUGGCUCUGAAAGAGCAGCGAUUUGGCCCAAAAUCAGAAGUCAGAAGUUCCCCACGGAGUUUUCACGGGCUUUUCACGUGGAGAAUCAAAUAAUUACGUCAAUGCUCUGUGAGAAGCCAGAGGACCGACCUGAAGUGAGUACACUGAAGGCAGAGCUGGAGAAGUGGGCUCAGAUAUUGAACACACAAAAGAAUGUGCAUCGGGAAAACAAAACCAUCAUGGGAAAGAAAAAGUACGUUUCUAAACUAAGCGAGUAUGCAUGGAGAACACGGUUGGAGGUUAAAUAUGAGGACGUCGUCUGUGACAGACCAGACCACAAUAAAAAAUUCUUCCAGAGGGCCGUGGUCAAUGGUGAAGGCUUUCCCAUUGGUGAGGGGAGGAACAAAUGGGAAGCCAGGCAGAAUGCAGCUAAAAAUGCCCUGAGAGUUUUGAGUGAUAAGGAAAAUCAGGGACUAGUGGCAGAAAAGGCAGCAAAAAAUCCUACUGUACCAGUUCAUUCGAAAUGUGCCACUAAAUUAAACUUGGGAAGCAGUGAUUAUGGUCAGCAGAAGAGGGCCCCUUUACAGCUUGUGGGGUCAACAAGACUGAGACUAAACAAUGCUGCUCCGUUAGUGGCUGGUGAUAAAGAGCACCCAGCUGCCUCUGGGAAAACAAAGAGGGAAGCUAAGGAGGAAGCAACUGGGCUUGUAUAUCAGGAGGUACCUUUCGGGUCAGCUUUGUCCGAUGAUGGUGCACCAGCCAGGCUGUCCACAUCACGAAACACACCGGAGUCCAUUGAUGCAAAAUCAAAAAGUGUGCCAUCAACUACAAGUGACCUAGAUGUUUUCAUUGAUUCAUCAGAGGAUCAGCCCAAAAGCAGAACUGCAGCAAAUAUCCAAAAGGCCAGUCAAAACAGCAGUGAGGAUGCAAUGAUUCCUGGAGAAAAGAAUAUGGAAAACAGUUCUGGUGACAAAACAUCAAUCCAGUCAGAGAUCAUCAGUAAGUUUACAGCAGAAUUUGACUCCAUAGAGUGCCUUGGCAAAGGAGCCUUUGGUCAUGUUUUCAAGGCAAAAAAAAAAUUGCCGGAGAGAGAUUAUGCUAUAAAGAUCGUACCCUACAAAGAAAAAGCUGUGCGAGAGGUGCGGGCAUUGUCAGACCUCCAUCACGACAACAUUGUUAGAUACUACACAUGUUGGAUGGAGGAUUCAUCAUACCAGUGGGACAGCACAGAUGACAGUUACAGCACUUCCCUGUCUACUGGUAAUUCACCUGCAAAGUUCCUCUAUAUUCAGAUGGAGCUGUGCAACACCAAAACACUCAGAGUGUGGAUAGAUGAGAGGAAUACACAGAAUGUGCGAGACUCCAAGAGAAGAAAAGACAGUCUAACUAUUGCAACACAGAUAGUCAGUGGAGUUGAGUACAUUCACUCCAAUAAACUCAUCCACAGAGACCUGAAGCCUGCCAACAUCAUGUUUGGGCAAGAUAAAAAAGUGAAGAUUGGAGACUUUGGUCUGGUCACUGGUGAGAAUGAUGACGACGCUGAAAACCCAAUUGACAGAACAGCUUACAAAGGAACCCCAUCGUACAUGGCUCCUGAGCAGAAAAGUGAGCAGACUUACGAUCGAAAGGUUGAUGUAUUUCCUAUUGGACUGAUAUUCUUCGAACUGCUUUGGAGAAUCGGCACUGUUCAUGAAAGAGAAAAGGUUUGGGGCGACGCCAGAAGACAGAAACUUCCUCAAGGGUUUUCAUGCAAUUUUCCGGAAGAGUGCAUCAUAAUCAAGCCAAUGCUGUGUGAGAAUCCAGAGGGCCGACCCGAAGCAAGUAAAGUGAAGGCAGACCUGGAAGAGAUCACUCUCAGACUCAACAAAAAAAGAAUUAUGCGUCAGGGCAGCUGGACUGUCUGAUGAUAAAAAUCCUCAAAUCAUGGUCAUCUAUUUCAGAUCCUAUCUCAUACGUGCACUUUGAAGAUGGUCUGUUUUAAUAUCUGACAAGGAGUAGGGCUGGGCAAUAUAUCAAUAUAUAUUGAUAUUGUGAUAUGAAACUAGAUUUCAUCUUAGAUAUCGGAUAUUGUAAUGGCAUAAGUGUUGUUUUCCUGGUUUUAAAGGCUGCAUUACAUGCAGGCUGCAUUACAUUAUGAUGCAAUUUUCUGAACUUACCAGACUCUUCUAGCUGUACUAUUAUUUUCUUUUACACACUUAAUCAUUAUAUCCACAUU